Messenger RNA from Pseudopodoces humilis (Tibetan ground-tit), 4476 nucleotides. Lineage: Eukaryota; Metazoa; Chordata; Aves; Passeriformes; Paridae. The record is from RefSeq and is a predicted model, not a curated record.
AUGGCCUCCUCCCUCCAGCAGUUCAACGCUCCAGCCCAACUUAGCGUUGGCUGUGAACUUCUUGAGGAUAACCUUGAUCCCCUCAUCCAGAUCAUCAAUAAAGAUAUUAAAGAGGGUAUCAGGCAACAGCAUAUCAAUGAUGCUCCUUCUAUGGGAUCUUUUCCUAAUUGGAGAUCUAUACUAUCACCAACACGGCCUUCCACAGAAACUAAGACUCCCUCAGCAGCUGAUAUUUCUCUGGGACAGACUUUGGAGAACGCAGACUUGCUUCAGAUGAUAAAAACAACGCUGACUGGCGCACGUACCAGGACUUUGGAUCAGAUGCACCUGGCACCCUCCCUCUAUCAAGGCAGUGGGAACAGUGCACCUCAGGAACCCGCUGAGGUUUCAGCUGAAUCGCCUCUGAGGCCGUCGUCUCAAGACACAGAUGACACAGCUGCUCUAACAGUGUUAUCUGGAGUAUCUUCUGGUGCAAUACCUACAGUAGAAACUUCAGAAGCAAAACCACUAACAAGGAAAUCACCUCCAGCUUCACCAGUGCCAGCUUCUUCCUUCUUUUCUCUAGGCACUGAAAACACACCUUUGCCAUCUGUGAUGGCUUUAAGCACACCGAUACUGACACUAACAAAAAAUAACACUGCCACAAAAGCGACAUUGGAUCUAAGCUCAGUAGGAGCACAGGCAGAUUUUCCUUUUGCAACGAGAAACACGACUGCCUCACCUCUGGACAUGCCAGCUCUGCUCGUAACCCCCAAGAGCAGCACGGUCACAGCUUCCACACUCACAGCACCCACAGCCCAUGUACCGAGGCAGAUAGAAACAACAGUAACUGACACCCAGAAGUUCCCGCGCUCAGACAUCACCAAAACGCCAACCCCAUACCCACUGACAGUGACAGCAGCUUUGACAUCUAUUACAGCAUCAGCGAAAACAACUAGGCUUCCCCCCUCCGCAGUGGAACUCACCCCAGCUCCUCCCGACACCACGGCAGCAGCCGCUUUCGCUAACAUGACGGCAGCUCCCUCCCUGGAUUGCCGGCUCUCUGCCAACAUGAUGGUGAAAACAGUUCUGUUUCUGAACACAAGGAGGAUGAUGAUCAGCAAUGCCUUCAGGGAGAGUGUGAGAAAAGGCCUCAACCAAGUGCUGAGACAAGCUUUCAACCAGAACGUCAGCGCUCAGGUGGAAAUCCUGGAGCAGUCGAGUAACCUCACGGUUGGUUACUACGUGACGAGGGGCAGGCUGGUUUUCACGCCGGCUGCGGUCACUGAGAAGCUGCUCGCCUACGGCAUCGGCAACGCCACGGCAGACAUGAAGCAGCACGUGCCACACCUGCAGGCUGUGGUGGCCCUGGCCCUGCCCUGGCAGCCCCUGCCUGCCUACCACUUCCAGCUGAAGACGGAGCUGCAGUUUGUGGGCCAAACUGACAAUAUUCAGUCAUGCAAAUUUGUUCAGACCAUGGAACAGAGACUCCAAAGGGCAUUUCAGGAUGCUGAAAGAAAGGUCCUCAACACCAGCAACAACUUAACUGUUCAGAUAUUGAACACCUCCAACGUCUCCCAAGCUGUCACUCUGUUUUACGUAGUGAAAAAUCAAAGCACAACUCUAAAUGGCACUAUUUCCAGCAACCUUCUUAAUCAGCUGUCAGCUGAGCUGGUGGGUUUCUACCUCACCUACCCACCUCUCACCAUUGCUGAGUCUUUGGAGUAUCCAAACCUUGAUGUCUCGGAAUCAACUAGAGACUACUGGGUGAUAACAGUCAUCCAAGGGGUUGAUAUUGCUUUGCUGGGGCUGAACAACCAGAGCUUUGCCAGACUGAUGGAGCAGCGCUUGGCCCCGCUGUUCAUGAUGUCCCACCAGCAGGGAAGGCGGUUCAGACGUGCCACUACCGUGGGCAGCUACACCGUGCAGAUGGUAAAAAUUCAACGUAUUCCAGGACCCAAGGAGCCAGCUGAACUGACAUAUUACACUUUGUACAACGGGAAGCCUUUGCUGGGCACUGCAGCUGCCAAAAUUUUGAGUACAGUUGACUCCCAGAGGAUGGCCCUGACCCUGGGCUACGUCAUCCAAGUUCAAGCUGAUCCUGUGGUGAAGAACCCCCCAAACAACCUGUGGAUCAUCGCAGCUGUGCUGGCUCCCAUCGCCGUGGUCACCGUCAUCAUCAUCAUCAUCACCGCCGUGCUGUGCAGGAAGAACAAGAACGACUUCAAACCAGACACCAUGAUGAACCUGCCUCAGAGAGCCAAGCCAGUACAAGGCUUUGACUAUGCCAAGCAACACUUGGGCCAGCAGGGAGCAGAGGAUGAGGUUUUACCUGUGACUCAGGAGACUGUCAUCCUUCCACUUCCAGUCAGAGAUGCUCCUGCCUCCCAGGAGAGAGAAACUACCCAGGAUGGGAGCACCAUCAAAACUGCCAAAUCCAACGAAACAAGGAAAAGCCGGUCCCCGAGCCAGAACGGCUCCAUCCUCAGCAAUGGGUCGGGAAAGCCCAGCUCUGGCCGGAGCUCGCUGCAGAAAGUGAUGGCACCGCAGAAAGCGGCGAAAGACGAGGGGAGGAAGAGGAACGGUUUUACAUCUUCAUAGAAAAUUGUGGCCGUGAGUGAUGAAGAGGAAGGAGGGAUUCUCUUUGAUAACAUGGCCAAGUCUGCCAUCGACCCCUUCGACACCUCCUCGGGCUCGGUGCAGCUCAUCGCCAUCAAACCCGUGGCUCUCCCUGCUGUCCACGCUGCUUCAGAGAGGAGCCAGGAGUCUGCCAUCAUCAAUGGAGAGGUGAACAAGGCUUUGAAGCAGAAGUCUGAUAUAGAGCACUACCGCAACAAGCUGCGCCUGAAAGCCAAGAGGAAAGGCUACUAUGAUUUCCCACAGGUUGAUAAUAGCAAGGCGCUGACAGACAGAAAAAGGAUGUAUGAGAAAAACCAGAAAGAGCUUGACCACAUUUUGGAUCCAGAUGCAGAUGUCUCAUCUCCAUUUGCUGAGCCUAAGAACAGGCAGCCACUGAAGAGCUCAGUUUACAGGAGCAGGCAGUCCCUGAACAGUCCCAGCCCAGGGGAGACUGAGAUGGAUCUUCUGGUGACCCGAGAAAGGCCCAGACGUGGCAUUCGGAACAGUGGAUAUGAUACCGAGCCUGAAAUUAUAGAAGAAACAAACGUUGACCGCGUCAACGAGCCGCGGAACUACGGCCGGGCGCGGCAGGCCAAGGGCCACUCGGAGACGUCGACGCUGAGCUCGCAGCCGUCCAUCGACGAGGUGCGGCAGCAGAUGCACAUGCUGCUGGAGGAGGCCUUCAGCCUGGCCUCUGCUGGCCACGGGGGCCAGCCCCGGCAGGACGCCUACGGCUCGGCCCCACACCUGCCCUACAGCGAGGUGGUGACCAGCGCCCCGGGCACCAUGAACCGGCCGCGGGCGGGCGUGCAGUGGGUGCCAACCUACAGGCCAGAAAUGUACCAGUACAGCUUGCCAAGGCCCGCUUAUAGAUUUUCUCAGCUUCCUGAGAUGGUAAUGGGUUCUCCUCCCCCUCCUGUCCCUCCCAGAACGGGUCCUGUGGCUGUUGCCUCUCUCAGGAGGUCCACAUCAGAUAUUGGCAGCAAAGUGAGAAUACCUGAGUCCAGUGGAGCAGACCAGGCCCAGCAUCACGAUCAGACGCCUUUCGCGCCGGGUUCGAGAGCUCCCAUGUCUGUUGGGCCGCUCGAUCAAUCGGCUUUUCACUCAGGAAAUACAGUACCAGCAGUGUUUGCCAUUCCAGCCAACAGACCUGGCUUCACUGGCUAUUUCAUCCCAACUCCUCCCACUGCCUACAGGAACCAAGCCUGGAUGCCCUAUGCUGGAGAGAAUGAGUUGCCAGGGCAGUGGGCAGACUCUGUCCCGCUUCCCGGCUACAUCGAGGCGUACCCGAGGCCCCGCUACCAGCACAGCUCCCCAUCCCGCCUGCCCCGGCAGUACAGCCAGCAGGGCAGCCUGCACCCCAGCCUGGAGCAGGCUCCCCUGGCCUCCGCCGCCGCCUCCCAGCAGAGCCUGGCCGACAACGAGCCCUCCGACGCGCCGCUCACCAACAUCUCCACGGCCGCCCUCGUCAAGGCAAUAAGAGAAGAAGUGGCCAAGCUGGCCAAGAAGCAAACAGAUAUGUUUGAGUUCCAGGUCUAAUGUAUCUCCUGUGCACAGUGUUUGUACCUUGCGACCUGGGGUAGCCAAGAAAGUGACUCCUUUAAUUUUCAGCUACAAAUCUUCUGUGAAUUGUGCCAAAGCGAUGGCAUUUUAAUCUGUCCGAAAAGCCAACGCUACGAAAUGACUUCAAGCAGAGCAACAGGACUCUGAAGAUGUGAAAUUCUGCUUUCCAGCUAAGGAAAAGCUGCCAGGAAACUGUUUCAUACUGCUGAGAUCAGCCAUAUGCAAUUGUUUGUCACUUCGCUCUGGUAUUAUGACCCAUCAUCACUAAGAUGCUGCUGAACGUGUCUGCGCCACAAGAAGUUUCAUUUGCAGGCC